Messenger RNA from Alosa alosa (allis shad), 2140 nucleotides. It is a transcript of the gene tsr3, whose product is annotated as TSR3 ribosome maturation factor. The transcript has 6 exons. Gene Ontology annotation, biological process: maturation of SSU-rRNA. Lineage: Eukaryota; Metazoa; Chordata; Actinopteri; Clupeiformes; Clupeidae. Bases 489 to 1361 code for a protein of 290 amino acids. Gene Ontology annotation, molecular function: rRNA small subunit aminocarboxypropyltransferase activity. The record is from RefSeq and is a predicted model, not a curated record.
AAGAGAAUAAAGGACUCCUUUCGGUUACAAACAUUACAAAUAAUUGACAUCUUUGCGCAUGCUCAGUGACAGCUGGCAGUGACAUCCUCAACGUGACUCUCCACAAGUUAGCAAGAAAGAGGAUAUGUGGAGAUGAGUUGUUGCCUGUCUUCGCUACUGUACAACAGAGACACAUGAUAAAACAAGAUCAGUGUCGAUAGUGAAUCGUAUGUUUGCUGAACAUGGAAUUGACUCUUAAUAGUUCCCUUGUGUUUCAAAAUGGCAACCUAGCUGUGCUUAGGUAGCUAACUUGUUUAGCUACUUGUUCGAACUUCUUCAAGCUCUGCAUACUGCAUACAUACCACUGGCCAGUGUAAGAGGACGGGUUUUGAUUUGCCAACGUAGAGGACUUAUUUUGGCUGGCAAGCUCGGGGGCUACACUUUCGGUUGCAGUGGUCGAGAUAGCUUUAACGUUGUUGAUUGAGUGGGGAUAUUGAAAGAGCUUAAGAAUGGGAAAGAAAAAAGCAGGGAAGAUGGAACGGUCUGGGAAUCGGGGGAAAGAUACGCGACACAAGAUGAAGGGGAAAACAUUGGAGACCUUCACUGAGGAGAUGCAUCACGCCUUGCAAGCCAGUGAGGAGGCACACGCGGAGGGGGCAGAGGUGGUGAAGCUGCCAUGCCCGUUGGCAAUGUGGGACCUGGGCCACUGUGAUCCAAAGCGCUGUACAGGCAGAAAGCUGGUGCGCAAAGGCCUGGUGCGUGGAUUGCGUCUCAACCAGCGCUUCAAUGGCCUAAUCCUCAGUCCCAUGGGCACCAGAUACGUCACCCCUGCUGACAGGGAGAUUGUUGCUCAGAGAGGCCUUGCGGUCAUCGACUGUUCGUGGGCUCGAUUGGAGGAUACUCCCUUUAAUAAGAUGAUCGGUGCUCACCCACGACUGUUGCCCUAUCUUGUCGCUGCCAAUCCAGUCAACUAUGGUAAACCCUGCAAGCUGUCUUGUGUAGAGGCUUUCGCUGCCACUUUUUGUAUCGUGGGUUUUCGGGACCUAGCAGUGUUAAUUCUCAAGAAGUUUAAAUGGGGAAAUGUAUUCCUGGACCUUAACCAAACCAUACUGGAACGCUAUGCAGCUUGCCAGUCAGAAGAGGAGCUGCUGGCUGUGGAAAAAGAAUACCAAACCUCAGCCCCCCAGGAGGAAGAUGAACUAGAUCCCUUUGAUGUAGAAUCAGGCAGAGAAUGUAUGAAUCUUAAUCGGCCCAUGAGGAGAGAUAAUGAUGAGGAUGAGUGUGAUGAAGCCGAGACAUCUGAAGAAGAAGACCAAGAGGAGGAGGAGGGUGAUGUGAAGACUGCUGGGAGUGCAGAGGACCGUGAUGAAGAGGCUUCCUGAUCUUUACGCUGUCAAUGUCUUUCUUAAAUAACAUGGAGGUCGUCACAGAAGGUUGAGUUCAGCGUCUGUCCCUCUGAAAGGAGUAAAGGACCUGUGGACUGAUCGUGAGAAUUGAGAAUAAAGCUUAUAGUGUCAGUUUAUUAUGCCAAGUGCUCUCUGUGAUGUCAAAUCAACCUGGGCUAUAUAGUAAAGAAUGCACAAAAAUGUUGUCAUUUUGAGUGAUGCACAGACAGUAGGUCCCAUGUAGAUGAGUGCUUCUGUUACUUUUCACCAAUCUUGUGCCUCCGAUCUUUCAUAUUAGUUUAAGUGUGUGUUGUUGAAAGAAAUGAGAAUUGUGACUCUUUGCUAAUAGAAUUUAAAAUGUUUUUAUGAUUUGUGUAUAAGCUCUGUUUUCAUUGAAUUGAGCUUCACUUUGAAUGCCCCUUCUGGUCUGCUAGUUGUAUGACAAGCAAAAUUGUGUUAUUUUCAGCUACGCAAUUAUGAAUGAAAAUACUGCAAUUUUCUAAUAAAAAAUAUAUGCUAUGCAGUGUUAAGACUGUUUAACACCAUUAGAUUUGUUGCUGUACCAAUCGGUGGUCUAUGUGGAGAAGCUCAGUUGACAUUAACAUGCUGCAUAUAAGGGGAAGAAAAGCAGACCUGGGUUGGUAAGGUAAAAAAGGGCAUCUCUGCAUGACAGGGAAAUUUUAGAUGCUGUUUGAGAAGCCAGUACUGUGUCCUUUUUUCCCCUAAAAUGCUGUUUGUUUUAAACCCACCCUGAAAUAAAUAAAACAAAUUAUGUA